AUGAUAGAGCCAAGUCCAAGGAACGGCAAAGCAGAAAUUACUACAGAUACCUUCACCGGUCCGUUCACCGAUAUUAAGACACAGCUUGACGAGAUCAAGAAAUUGGUUGAGAAUAAGGAUGCGCAGCCACCGGGCAAGGACGCUGAUGGUGUAAGAGAUUUGUUGGAAAAGCUUAAAAGCGCGCUUGAUUCAGGAAAGCUGGAGGGAGCUGAGAAAGGUUUGGAAGCAAUCAGAGAUGCGAUUCAAAAGCUGCAUGAUAAUCAGUUUACUAACCAACCCGCUGCAAUCGACUUAGCCGUCACCCAAAUUAAGUUGCAGCUUAAAGGCCUUAGAGAGAAGUUGAAGAAAGAUAAGGGUAGUGAUGUAAUUGAGACAUUAAAAGAUUUAAACACUGCUGGUAUCGACGGCAAGAAUGGUACACAAUGGACACCGAACGGUAAACCUCUCAGUGGUCUUGGGAAAAUCCAGUAUGAACUCACAUAUCAGAAUAAGGUAUUGCCCGCGCAGACUAAAGAAAUCGAAGAGGCUUUAAAACAUAUUAAGUAUCAACUUGCAGUGAUUGGAGUCAAAUUGCGAAAUGUUGGAAACAAUGAUGACAUCCUAAAUCCGUUGCAGCGAUUUAAACGAAGGAUUGGCAAAAAUGCCCCGGAGCCAGGAAAUCUUCAGAAAAUUCAUAAUGAAAUUAAAAACCUUCAAGAACAGCCGUUUAAACAGCAUCCCACUGAAAUCGAACAGGCCAAAGAUCUUAUUAAACAAGAACUUACUGCCAUCCAAAAAGUGUUGCAAGGCACCAAGGGCAGUGAUGUCAUUGAGACACUGAACGAUUUGAAGGGCAAUGGACUAAGUGGAGAUAAGGUGUGGAAUGUUAAUGGUCAAGAUAAAAAAGGCCUUAAAAGCAUCGAAAGUGACCUUAAAGGUCAACAAACUACGUUGUCCACUCAACCCCAAAAUAUCCAGACUGGCGUCUCACAGAUCACCGGGGAGCUUACAAAACUUCAGACGCAGUUGAAUACUGAUGUCACCGAAAAGCUCAAGAAGCUGAGAGACCAUGGCCUUACUGACGGUAAAGAAGCAUGGACAAUUGACAAACAUUCCGCCAAAGGCCUCACUCAAAUCACCACGGACAUCGAGACCAUAAAGUCCAAGGACGUCGACAAUGUUAAGCAUUAUCUUAUCGCCCUGUGCAGCGCUAUUAAGCAUAACGCAAGAGAUCUCAGAGACAUUUUAAAAGAAGUGAAGGAUAAUCUGAUCGGCGAGUUGACUGGAAUUAAAAAUAAUCUGCGCCAACUGCUAAGCGGCCCGGCGCAUACUGCCAUAAAAGACCUCAAAGCCCUUUUAAGAUUCCUCGACAACGGAAAGGCGCGAAUAAUCCGUGACCUCCACGCUUUCGUCAACAAGGAGGUCAAGGCAGCCGAAGAGACGUUGAUCGGGGAGGCACGCCGGCAGUAUGUCUCCAACAUCAAGGAGGCGCUGGAGGCCUUCGCCCGGAAGGUGGAAGAGGAAUUAAGUCCCUUGCCUCCGUUAAUAAACGGGGAUCUCCAAAUAGGGUACAAAGGGUUCAUGAUACAGGUUGAAGGGAAGGACAGUAGAAACAUAGAUUUGCUUAAAGAUGCCACCAGCGUCCGUGAUUUAUCGUAUCGCUUUGGCGUCUUCUUCGGGAGAGUGCAGUUGUAUAUCGACGCAGAGAUCAGGAGGGUUAACGAAAAAGAAAAUGCUCAGAAAAAUCCCUCGCUGCCCAAAUCCCGAGAUCACUACGCUGAUAAACUUAACGAUGUUCACACAGCACUGAGUGAUUUACUCAGCCACUUGACUCAGCAGCAGCGGUACGACUACAGGGUGCCCGGACUGCUCGACGCGCUGGAGUCAGCGGUGUCCCAGCUCAGACCGGAAGCCUUCGCGCACACGAGCACCGCAAUUCUAGACGGCGUAGGCUCAGGCCUCGCCGCGCUUGUCGCGGAACUGAGAACGGUGUACAUCUCCACAUACGACGGGGCGUUUGAGGGCCGCGUGCUAGUCGACGCGGCGAAAAAGACGCACACCCCGGAGGCCUCCAAAUGCGCCUUCGUUCUGCUGACCAUCGCCGACACGCUGUUCCGCGCCGUCAAUAAGCUCAGAAUGGGCUGCGCAGAUGGGUGGGCACAUUACAACAUUAACGUCGGCUGCGGCCUCGGCGUGUUCCUCCAGCAACGCGGCUACCGGGUCACCUCGGCGGGCGUUCCGGACGGCGAGCUCAGGAACGACAGUGACUGCAGCGGCCAGAAGAUUAGAGAGCUCACCGAUAAUAUCAUGGAGCCUCUCGACGAACUCCACGAAUACCUCAAGUGUUACCUGCGUCUCUGUCACUUGCGUGUUCCGUCUCAGCCGCGGUACCCCGGUACUGUCAGGGACAUUCUCGCGUGGUUCGCAGGGCUUCCUUACUCCGUGCUCUAUGAGCGCGUUCAGGCGCAUUGCAACGUCCUGUUCAGGGGCGAGGGUGAUGCAGUGGUCAAGCAUUGCUUGGGAUCCAUCCCAGGCGCACUCAGCCUUGUCACGCACCGCUGCAGCGCCCUGCUCACCACCAUUUGCGGUAACGGCAGAGGCUUCGACCACGCCGACUACCCCUACGCCUGCAACUUCUGGGACAACUCACGCGGCCUCCACUACCCCUCAGACCUCGCCGAUUUGUUACAUAUGCUGACUCAUUUAUGUAAAUGUUUGCUACUUGCACUCAACUUUUUGCGCGCACGAUGCAAAUAUGAUGCCUCCACGGGCCACGGCUGGCGCGACUGCCAGUACGGCAGAAGCGUCCCCGCCGCCAGCUGGCAAUGUAACAAGCACUUAAUGUGUGAACCAAAUGGCCGACCAACGUGCCGACCAAAUGGCCAACCUAUGUGCCAGUCAACGUGCCAACCAAAAUCCCCGCUACAGGCCCAUUUGAUGGACCAUCUGGCGGGCUUCCUACCGCAUAAGUUGGCCUCCGUCGGUUGUGACUCGCAGUGCGACACGUGUUCUAUCGCAUCCCCCGGCAUGCCCUGUGUCACGCCCAUGGGCUUCUGGGACCUGACAGAGGCGGCGUCUAUUGUCGGCAGUGGUGAGCGAAUAUGCGCCGUGCUCACCGCCCUGUGCAGUGGUGCCGAGUCGCCCCUGCCAACACUAUUACGUUGCCUGUCGUCAAUUGACCCCUCGCCGCCUCAAAGUCUCGGUGACAUGUUUGCGUUCUACUGCAACGUGUUCCGGUGCCGGCAGUCCGCUGAGUACGUUGACAACGUCCACUUCACUGGUCACCUGAGCACUGCGGCAAUCCCCAGCGUCUCUCUGUACCUCUGUCCCACCACCGAGGCGGCGCAGCUGACCGACGCCCUCACCAGGCUACACCACUCCCCCGACGACCACAGUGGCGCAUCCCCAACGGACGCUGCCACUAACACCUUACAGGCCACCCACUCGGACCUGUCGAGUCUCACCGUCCGGUCGCGGUGCGCCGACUCACUGACCUGCGCCCCCUACCUCCAACCGCUCUCCUUCCACGCCUACCACACCUUCGCUGAGAAGCACGCGGAGGUAUAUUUGUCGUGGGUCAUAUACACCGCAUGGCAAUUCUGGGAGCUGCUCCAGCAAUUGCUCAACGCCUUUCAAGACAUUGACUGCGCGGGCUCCGGGUGCUCGACAUGUCCCUGCAAGCCGGGUCAACAUGGCGUCGACGUCAACUGCAAGUGCAAGGCACUGGUGAGCUGUCACGGCGUCCUGCCGACGUUUCACGCAUACGGAUUUACGUUUGGAAACACGAGAGCCUUGCACGGCAAUAACAGAAAAUAUUGCCGUAAUUUCCGCACCCAGCUCAGCCAAGUCCUACACUCCGACCACUUCACACAUCUCUUCUACCAGUGCGACCUUUUCCUCUACCGCAUCCGCGCCCCCUUCCUCUUCGCCAUCACAGCGCUAUGGCUCAUCGCCACGCUCUACAUUCUCCACUCACUCCUCUACCGCAUGGACGUCCUGCGCCUCCGCUCGCACCUUCUCACCACCAGGGCCUCCCACCUCAUCGACGUCAAGGCGCUGCUCGCCGGAAGCCGCAAGAUGCUCUCACUCUACAAGGACGUCGACUACUUCGACGAUGACUUUCACUCUCAACCCGCUGCAAUUGGCAAAGCCGUCGAGCAAAUUAAGGCGGAGCUUGGAGAGCUUAGGAGCAAGUUGAAGAAUGAAAAACCUGAUGAGAAGAAUGAUGUCAUCAACGCUUUGAGUAAUUUAAAUACUGCAGGUCUUGGUAAGAAUACCUGGACACCGAACGGUCAACCUCUCAGUGGUCUUGGGAAAAUCGAGAGUGAGCUUAAUACUGAAAUUGUAAAGUUGCCGCAGGAAACAAAAAAAAUCACCGAGGCCGUAAACGCAAUAGGCGCUGAGAUUAUAAGGAUAGGAUUUCGGUUAAAUUCAUUUGUGACCUAUGAUGACGUUGUGGAUCAGAUGACAAGGUUAGCAAAGCAUCUUGGUACAUAUAAGGGUAAAUAUGGAAGAAAUUACACUGUCAACCUUAAAAGCAUUCAGGAGGCAAUUAGACAACUGCAAAGCAACGAUUUUACUAAUAAACCCAGAGAAAUCAAUGACGCCAACGACCUUAUUAAACAAGAACUCACUGCCCUUCAAGGUGAGUUGCAAGGCACCAAGGACAAGGAUGUCAUAAAGUCACUGGAGGAUCUGAGGGACACUGGACUUGGCGGCGGUGACUGGAAAAAAGAACACAAUGAAAAAGGCCUCGCAAAAAUAAAUGGUGAACUUAACACUCAACAAACUACGUUGUCCACUCAGCCCACUGCAAUCGGCGGUGGCGUCACCCUGAUCACCAAUGAGCUUAAAAGGCUUCAGACGCAGUUGAACACUGAGGUCACCGAAAAGCUAACUAAGUUAAAAAGUGACGGCCUUGGCAAUGUAGCAAGUUGGAAUAUUGACAGUAACUCUGCAAAAGGCCUCACUAAAAUCACCACGGACAUCGAGACCAUAAAAGAAGAUAACGUUAAAGACGUGAAGGACAAACUCAAGGAGCUGUGCACAGAAAUUCGUACCUUAGCGAGGGAGGCAAAAAGGGACUUGGAACAUGUGAAAAAAGACAGGCUGGAAUAUGAGUUGACUGGAAUAAAGAAUGAUUUGCACAGACUGCAGAUCCGUCUGGUGAGUGGGCCAAUGCAGGCCUGCAAGGAGUUCAUUAACAAGGACGCCGACAAGUUCGGAAGGGAGUGCAUUGCGUUCCUCACAGCGUUCGUCGACGGCCAAGUGGACACCGCAAUCGAGGACCUAACAGCCUUCGCCAGGCAGCAGUGCGCCGCCAACAUCAAGGAACCGCUGAAGGCCUUCGCCCUCAAGGUGGAAGAGGAGCUGCGGGAGUUGCCUCCGUUAAUAAACGGGGAUCUGCAGAUGGGGUAUAAAGGGUUUGUGCAUGAUUUUCAGCAACGCUUCGAGUCUCACAUCCUUCCUCAGAAGGGUGCUCUGCAACUCGACGCCCUGUCCACAGGCUUCAAGCGGUUCCACCUGGCGCUCUCGGGAUACAUCAGCACAGAGAUCAGGAGGGUGCACAGCGAGGAGAGUAAAAAGAAGAAUCCCUCACUGCCCCCGGCAGAGGAUCACUACGCCGAGAGGCUUUACGGCGUCACCCAGGCACUCGAGGAGUUGCUGGAACACAUCGGCAGGGAGAAACGUUUCGACCGCAGACUUCCCGAAAUGCUCGAUAAACUCGCCAAGGCAGUCGGAGCCCUGCGACCGGAGAAAUUCGCCAAAGUCACAACUCCGAUACUCGACGGCGUGGCGGAGGCAGCGGACUCUUUUGUCGAGGAACUGAGAACGGUGUACAUCUCCACAUACGACGGGGCGUUUGAGGGCCGCGUGCUAGUCGACGCGCGGAACAGCAGGGUGACGGCGGACGGCGAAAAAUGCGCGAAGAUACUGUUGACGAUUUUGCCCACUGUAUGCUCUGGGAUCACAAAGCUCAACGACGGCCUGGCAGGGAGGAAGCAAAAUUGGUGGCAUCACAAAAUUCAUAUAGGCAAUAAACUCGGAGAUUUCUUUGCCAGCCGCGGAUUCAAAGUGUCCACCGACGAAGGCCAAAACGACGCGGAGCUGCAGAACUCCGAGAGUAUGAAAGGUAAGCAUAUCCAUGGAAUUCUCACUGAGAUGGUUCAGGACGCUGACGGCGAACACCUCAAAAAAUGCUCCGCAAUUAAACAAACUGGCCAGAAUAAUUAUAAUCUCUUCGAUCUCCUUGCGUGCCUUUGUUGUCACCUAAAUGAAUACUAUGAGACGUGUCAUCUCAUAGUUCCACCGUCGCCUAGGACGCCGUGUAACAUCUACCAGAUGCUCUGCUGGCUGACAGGCCUCCCGCACAAUAGGGUCUACGAUCGCCUUAAGCAGCAGGUUAAAUCCGUGCUAAGCAACGCCGACGAUAAUUCCACAGACACCAAAUGGUACAUGGACGCGCAGCCCAACGCAGUCACCGCCACAAAUCUGGCCGCCGCACUUCACGAUGUCACGUCCCACUCCCCCGCCCUGCUCACCAGGGUGCUCGGCUACGGCAGUGCAUCGACAACGUACGCCUGUGACUUCUAUAGCAACGCACUGAAACUGUAUUACCCGCAGGACGGCGGCGAUUGCCUGCACAUGAUGCUGCAUAUCCUCUGUCGAUUGCUUGUCGUGCUCAGAUUUCUGUUCUCUCAAUGCUCACUCCCCGCUCACCAUGGCGGCUGGGCGGAGUGCCAGUACGGCAAGGGCGUUCCACCAUACACGUGGCAGUGCAAUCCUCCACUCACCGCCCUGCCCAACCCUCACCCGGAGUGCACCGAUAAAUCCCCUCUGCAAUCAUACCUCAACGACUGCCUGCCCGGCCACCUGCCUCACCAGUUGGUCUCUGUUGGCUGCGAGCCUCGGUGUAACACCUGUCCCAGUGCACCAAGUGGAAUGCCCUGUCUCACUCCCCUCGGCUUCCGGGGUUUCUCUGGAAGUACGAGGACAGGCAAGGAGCUGUGCAAAGUGCUGACCAAAUGGUUCGGCAACGUCCAUAUCAAAUCGCUGCUCAGCCUCUGUCCCAGACCGCCGGCUACGCUGGCUGAGCACAUUUCCUUUGCCUCGUCUCUCGUUGGUGGUUGGCAACACAGUGCUCUGCCGUCAGCCAUCGACGCCUUUCAAUCUGCGUUCACAGCCUCCAUCACCGGCCAGUCCAUGACACUCUACCGCGAGCCCGGCAAGCUCACAGAUGCUCUGCGUGAUGCUUACGGCAACGGUCGGAGCGGUCAUGGCAUUCAGCAUUCCACUUCUACAAAUGCCGACCUGUCCAGCCUGUCGAUGGCAGACUGCUGCACGCUUUCCAACGACGCCAGCAUCAACUGCGCUCCCUUCCUAUCAGCCCUGUGCAGCGAUGCGUAUCAUUGCUUACCUCACCGACACGCCGACCUCUACCUCUCAUGGGCCGUCUACCUCCCGUGGACACUGUAUGAUUUAUUGCAGUGUCUAUUCGCCGCUUUCCAGCAGAUCUCCUGCCGCGACUGGGGCUGCGGUGAUUGCCUUCACGAGGACCCUUGUGACCCGGGCAGCCACGGCCUCCCCAGUCCCCAGUCGCCGGGGCACAGCUGCCGAUGCCGCUCCAUCGUCGGCUGCAACGGCGUGAUGCCGACCUUGUACAGUCACGGCUUCACCUUUGGGGACGCACCGGCGCUGAUAUCGCAGAACAAGAAUUGUUCCACCCUCGCCAAGCAGCUCAGCCAAGUCCUACACUCCGACCACUUCACGGAACUGUUCGACCAGUGUGACCAGUUCCUCUAUCGCAUCCGUGCCCCCUUCCUCUUCUGCCUCAUAGCACUCUGGCUCAUCGCCACGGUCUACAUCCUCGGCGUACUCCUCUACCGCAUGGACGUCCUCCGCAUCCGCUCCCACCUCCUCACCACCAGGGCCUCCCACCUUAUCGACGUCAAGGCCUUACUCGCCGGCAGCCGCAGGAUGCUCUCGCUCUACAAGGACGUGGCGGUGAUUGGCCUGAACAUUGUUGCAAUUAACACCGCAAAUGGCACUCUCCUCCAACAAGUUACCAACUUGAACACUUGGAUCUCUACCGCUGAGGGGAUCCGCAAGACCGCCGAGGCUAAGGCUACGGAAGCCUAUGACAAGUUGAAGGUUAAUCAGACACUGGAUGAGAAUGUUAAGAAAAUUGUGGCUGCUAAUAAGACAAUUAAUGAUGUUCAUAAAAAUGUUACUGGCCAUCUUAGUAGUUUGGAAACGUGGAAAAUUAAGGCCGGGGAAGUGCUUGCCGGGGCGAUUGGGAAGGCGACGGAUGUGUAUGACAAGCUGGAUGUUGAACAAACAGGUAAAGGAUAUUUGAAAACACAGAUUGAAGGAAUUACGCAAGCUAAAGGAGAAAUUCAGAAGGCAAAUGACGAACUCGGCACCCAUGUCUCCAGUCUGGGAGAUUGGAAGACUGCGGCCGGGGAUGUUAUUGACAAGGCGGAUGAGAAGUGUAAUAAAAUUUUGGAGAAAGUUAAGACAGAUAAAGCUUCUCCAGGUCCGAUUUAUGAGAACGCUAAAGCAAUAAAUGAGAAUGCUCAGACACUUUUGGAAGCUGCGAAGUCGGCUAAAAAGGCUGUUGAGCAGAAAGUCACAGAAGCCUUACAGGUUGUUGUAAAAAUGGACGAAAGUCUUAAGAAGGAUUUGAAGGGGGUGAAGACGGCGAUUAAGGGAGGGAUUCAGAAGGUGAUUAAGGAUUUGGAAGUUGAGAAAUUGGAUCAGAAAGUGAGAGAUGAUUUGGGGACGUUGAAGCAGAGGAUUAGUGGGCUUACGCAAAAUAUGGAACAGAACCCUCAAACUCAUCCGCUUGUUCAACAGGCAUUUUCUCAACUUUCAACAGCUAAGGAUACGUUUAAUCAGGAGCAUAUUAACAAGAUUACAACGGAGACGGAUGGGCUUGAGAGUAAGUUUAGGACCGCGAUCAAGGAUCCGCUUAACACGGCGGUCGAUAAAGUUGACCAGGCGAUUGAGGCGCUUGGCGGGAAUUUCCAGCUGCGUAACGGAGAAAGAAAUAUUGAUAAGAUUUUCGGGCACAUUAAAGGAAAGGUUGGGGAGAUUCUGAACGGUGAGGACGGAAAUAAAGGUUUAAAUGGGAUUGCGAAAGGUUUGGUGGAGAGCUAUGCCGGUGGGUUUGGCCCGGAGGAAUGGAGCUUUAAAAGAAUAGUAGGCGGUUGGGCGGAGGGCAUUUUGGGUAGUAAUGAGAAUAACAAUAAGAAGGACCCUAAAAAGUGGCUUGAGAAGUAUGUUCAGAAUAACGGUGGGAAUGGGAAAGAAGCGGUGAACUUGCUGAAUGGUACUAUACGUGGGUUUUCAUGGAGUAAAAAAAUUAUCGACCAAAUUAAGACGGAGCUGAACGGAGCGAUUGAACAAGCCGCUGCAGAGGUUAAAAUGGAUAACGACAACAUCCAAACAACCAUUACAUCCGUCAAGGAAGCCUGUGAGGAAUUUGUAAAAGGGCUUGAUAACAAACUAGCGUCCGAUGGAAUUCAGAAGCUUGCCCAGGAGAUAUACGAUAAAAUUGCCAGUGAGGGUGGACGGAGGAGUUCCGGCGGCCACGACAUUCAAGCCGCUAUUAAACCCGCCAUACAAGCCGCGCUCAUUGGUCUCUCCGCUACUGCAAGCCAGGUGGCCAACGAAAUUGACUCUAUCCUGCUCGGCACAUACAGGGUGGACGGCAAAUCAAUCGCGCAGGUAUUGGAUGAAACUUUGGAUGCAACUAAGAAUCUAGACAGUCAGCUUACCGAGGCGACUAAAAAUGGCCCCUCACCUCCCGCCCCCGAAGCUGGCACCGCCCAAGCCGUGGACAGUAAGUUGACGGCGGUGAGGGAUUUCGUGAAUGGACAAGACGAUAAUAUUACCAACAAGUUUAAAAAUGAAGUAAAACAUGGACUUCAACAGAAAGUUCAAAAACUUCCCACCGCCGUUGACGCUUUCAACACUGAAGCUCAAUCACAGAUCAAGGAUGCCGCCAAGACGGCGAUUAAGGAGGCGGCCAACGUGAUAAGUAAAGGUGUUAGUCCAAAUGAAGAUGAGAUGAAGGACAAGAUGCCAAGUUUCCACACAACCUACGGGCCGAUCAAAAAGGAGCUCAAAGAUAAACUUGAUGCAGAGGUUGAGAAGUACAUUGGGAGGGAUGAGCAUGAUGGUGUUAACAUUAAAGAUGUCGUUCAAGGUUUUGAGCAGUAUAAAGGGCACGUUAAACAAGAAAAUAUUAAGCCCGGUAAAACUCUCCAAGGCACCAAGGACGAAGGCUAUCUUCCAGAGGCGAUCGGGAAGAUCAAGACUCAGGGUCUGAAAACGCUUAAUAAGACUAUUGGUGAUACUUCCACAGACAAGAUUACUGAUAUAACCUUCACCGGUCCGUUAGACAAAAUUAAGAAUGAGCUUGAAGCGAUCAAGAGAUUGGUUGAUGAAAAUAGUAAAGGUUAUAUCGAUGGAUAUAAAGAUGACAAAAAAGGCGUUAAAAUCUUAUUGAAAGAUCUCAGCGAUGGACUUACAAAAAAGGUUCCGGGAGUUUUCGAAAAUGGCCUCGCUGACAUCCAAAAAGCGAUUGAAAAGCUGAAAACGCAGACGUAUGAUCCCAAAACUACACAAAUCGACGCAGCCGUCACAGCAAUUAAGGCGCAGCUUGGAGAGCUUAGGAGCAAGUUGAAGAAGGAGAACGGCGAUAAAGAUGAUGUGAUCAACGUUUUGGAAGAUUUAAAUAGCAAGGGGCUUGGCACCGGUGAUAAGGAUUGGACACCGAACGGUAAAGGUCAAACUCUCAGCGGUCUUGGGAGAAUUCAGUAUGAGCUCACAUAUCAGAAUAAGGUAUUGCCCGUGCAGACGAAAAUUAUUACCGACGCUAUUGGCGCAGUAGCGUGGGAGCUUGGCAAGAUCGGAAUAAAGUUUCAAGAUGUAUUCACUAGCAAUGAUAUUCUGGACAAGUUGCGCGCACUUGACAGGAAACUGGGUAAAGGUAAAGUAAUAGAUAGCGGCAAUCUUCAAGAAAUUAAAAAUGUGAUUCGUGGGCUCCAAAGCACUGAGUUUACUAAUAAACCCAACGAUAUUGGUACAGCCAACUCAGCAAUUAAACAAGAACUCACUACCCUCCGAACUGAGUUGCAAGGCACCAAGGACAACGAUGUCAUCAAGACUCUGGAAGAUUUGAAGGGCGAUGGACUAAGUGAUAAGGAGUGGAAUCACGGAGAGAAUAAAAAAGGCCUUAAAACAAUCGAAAGUGCACUUAAAGCUCAACAAACUACGUUGGGACAACAACCCGGCAAAAUAGACCAAGGCGCCCAGUCAAUCACCAAUGAGCUUAACAGGCUUCAGACGCAGUUGAACACUGAGGUCACCGAGAAGCUCAAGAAGCUGAAAGAAAGUGGCCUUGGAACUGGUGAACAACCAUGGACAUCCGACAGUAAAACCUUAAAUGGCAUUCAAAAAAUCACCGAAGACAUCGAGACCAUAAAGGACAAGGACGUUAAGGAAGUGAAGGACAAACUCAAGGAGCUGUGCACAGAAAUUCGUACCUUAGCGAGGGAGGCAAAAAGGGACUUGGAACAUGUGAAAAAAGACAGGCUGGAGUAUGAGUUGACUGGAAUAAAAGACCAAUUGCACAACCUGCAGAUCCGUCUGGUGAGUGGGCCAAUCAAGGCCUGCAAGGAGUUCAUUAAUAAAGACGCCGACAGGUUCGGAAGGGAGUGCAUUGCGUCCCUCACAGCGUUCGUCGACGGCCAAGUGGCCACCGCAAUCGAGGACUUAACAGCCUUCGCGAGGCAGCAGUGCGCCGCCAACAUCAAGGAGGCGCUGACGGCCUUCGCCCUCAAGGUGGAAGAGGAGCUGCGGGAGUUGCCGUGGGAGAUCGACAGGGACCUGAGACUGGAGUACAAGGGCCUUAUGGCCCGAGUGGAGCACGGCCUGCAAAAUGACCUCAACGUCCAUAAAAAAAAGGGGUCAAAAACCCUUCCGCUGCUGUCAUCCGCUUUCAUGAGUUUCUACUUGUCACUCGAGGACCACGUGGACAGGGAGAUAAAUCGGUUCCACGACGAGGAGCAGAGGAAGAGAAAUCCCAAACGGCAGGACGGACAGGAGUAUUCCACUAGGCUCUCCGUGGUAAACGAGGCGUUCCACACAGUGCUCACGUACCUCAAGGACAACGAUACCUUCGACCACAGACUCCAAGCGCUGCUCCGCAACCUCACCGACGCGCUGAGUCACCUGCGACCUGAGAGCUUCGCCAGGCCCUCAAGUCCCCUGCUGGACGGCCUGGUGGAGGGGCUCACAAAGUUCGCCGCCGAGUUCACAUGUGCGUACGUCUCCGCCUACGCCGGCGCACAGUUCACCGAUGACGAAGGUGAGAAGUACGCGAAAGUCUUUCUCACCACGCUGCCCACACUGUGCGACGCCUUCACCAGGCUGGCGGAGCAGUGCGGCAAAGGCGGUGCUGCAGGCUGGAGGGACUUGAAGAUUAAUGCAAGCAACCAGUUCGGCACAUUCCUCCACCGCUGCGGCUACAAGGUCUCCACCUCUCCCACCCUGCAGGACGGCGAGCUGCGCGACGACGCUGAGUGCAACGGCCACGACGUGUUUGUCUUGGUCAGCCAGAAGAUUAAGGAGACCCAUGACAACGCACACCUCAAAAAAUGCCUGUCCCUCACACACGCCUGUAAUCUCUUGCAGCUCCUCAAAUGCCUCUGCACGCACCUCACUGAGUACUAUGAGACGUGCCACCUCAAGGUGUGUCCCUCACCCCGGCCGCCGUGCUCCGUCUACGAGAUGCUCACAUGGUGCUGCGGGCUCCCGUACAACGCCGUGAAUCUUAACGUCAAUUACGAUGCCCUGCCAUCGCUCUUCGAGGCGGACGAGCAGGACUCUGCGGAAUCCGACGUGGCCUUGAUAAACCUCAGCAGCCUGGCGCUGGAAGCUUACCCGCAGAACGUAACACCGGCGUCCCUCACCGACGCACUCACGGAGGUCUGCCAUAAAGCGCAUUCGGUGCUCACCACCCUACUCGGCCACGGCCAUGCCGGAGGCAUCUACGCCGUAGACUUCAACACCAACCCCGGAGGCCUGCUGUAUCCCCGUGACACGGACGUGUUGCUCUGCCUGCUCUUCGACGUCCUCAGACGCCUCCACCACCAGCUCCAUUUCCUCUACCGCCGGUGCCUCUACAACACCAGGCACGGCGGAUGGCUCGACUGCUGGUACGGCCGGGACGUCGGUGGCUCCAGUUGGAAGUGCAACACCAUGCAGUGUGCCAACCAGCAGUGUGACCAACAGUGCAACCAAACACACAACCAAAUAUGUAACCAACAGUGUGACCAAACACACAACCAAAUAUGUAACCAACGCUGUGACCAACAUCCCAAGUGCGGCGUCAAGUCGCCGCUCCAGUCGUUCCUGGAGGACGGCCUUGUGGGCUUCCUGCCGCAUGACGUGUCGGCAGAUGGCACCUGUGUCUCAUGCUCCGGCUGCGACACUAAGUCACCCGGCCUCCCGUGCAAGACGCCGAUGGGCCUCUCCAACAUCACCAGGCUGGCCUCCCGUGCGUGCCCAGGCAGAGCCAUCAUGGACGUCCUCGGCGCCUUCUGCGGCGGCGCAUCGUCGCCCCUCACCAGGCUCUGCAGCUCCCUGACAUGCCUCCUCACUCGCCCGCCACGGACGCCAGACGACCUGUUCGCCUUUUACUACAACUUCAUAUGUGAGUGGAGCGGCAGCGGCGAGCACCGUAAGGCGGCCUUCGAGGACGCCGUCGGCGACGCGUGCUUCUGGCAGCGGGGCGUGACGCUGGACGUCAGUUCUAUCUUCGGCACAAGUGACCACGGCAACGAGCAGAAUAUACCUCAUCUCACCGGCGAUCUCUUCUCACUCGUCAAGUGCAACGGCACUCCAGGCUCCGCUCCGUCACACCCCUGCGGCCCCUACCUCAAGCCCCUCGGCCACGACCUACGCGCCACAUUCGCCAAGGCACACGCCCACCUCUACCUCUCGUGGGUGGUAUACCUCACGGAGACUUUCUACGACUUCCUCAGGGAACUGCUCCAGGACUGCGAGCGCACCUGCGCCGACGCCACGUCCAACUGCCACGCCAACAGCUGCGCCGACCACUGCCCAGCCAAGCGUCUUCCCAUGGCCCCGGACUCCAAUCACACUGCCCACUGCCUUUCCAUCGUGGACUGCGACUCCAUCACGCCAACACUCUUCCAGUACGGCUUCGCGCUCAGGGACGUCCACACCCUCGCCGGAUCCACCAGCGGCCACCAGACCAAGCGCACCUGCGCGGAUUUCUGCCUGGCCCUCCGAGUCGCCGUCAAGCAGAUGAACCCUCUCCACAAGCUGGCGCACGAGACAAUCCCCGAGUACCUAUAUCGCAUCCGUGCCCCCUUCCUCUUCACCCUCGUCGCACUUUGGCUCACCGCCCUCGCCUACAUCCUCGUCUCACUCCUCUACCGCAUCGACGUCCUAAGCAUCCGCUCCCACCUCCUCACCUCCACGGCCUCCCACCAACUCGACGUCAAGGCCCUGCUCUCCCGAAGCCGCAGGAUUCUCUCGCUCUACAAAGACGUCGACUACUUCGACGACGACUUUCACUCUUGA
This is a messenger RNA of Babesia ovata, 14598 nucleotides long. Its product is annotated as Extracellular matrix-binding ebh, putative. NCBI's taxonomy places the organism in Eukaryota, Apicomplexa, Aconoidasida, Piroplasmida, Babesiidae. Bases 1 to 14598 code for a protein of 4865 amino acids. The transcript is spliced from 3 exons. The record is from RefSeq and is a predicted model, not a curated record.